Messenger RNA from Miscanthus lutarioriparius, 1056 nucleotides. The record is from the annotation of a GenBank genome assembly. NCBI's taxonomy places the organism in Eukaryota, Viridiplantae, Streptophyta, Magnoliopsida, Poales, Poaceae.
AUGGCAUAUCCGCUAGCACCGCCCAACAACGGGGCCGCCGUCCUCCCCACGGACGACGACGGCGGGCAGCUGCGGCCGCCUACCAAGCUACUCGGCUGCCUACGCACCGUCGGGCGGCCAACCAGCAAGACGAACCCGCUCCUCGUCGCGGCCUUCUACAGCGCCGCCGACAUCUCCCGCGUCGACGUCAAGCUCGUGGACGUGGCGUCUGGCGCGACGGUCGCCCGGCUGGACCGCCAGGGCAACGGCCACUUCGGCGCGACCGGCGGCCUCCUCUGCCUCGUCGGCACCGGCGGCACGGCGGCCGUCAGCGUGCUCGACCCGGCCACCGGCGACGUCACCAGCAUCCCGGCGUACGCGGACGGCAACAAGACCUCGUCGGCGUACGUGUUCGGCCACGUCCCCGCGACGGGGGAACACAAGGUCCUCCGGGUCUACACCGCCGGCCACGGCGAGACCAAGCAGUCAUGCGAGAUCCUCACCCUGGGCGGCGGCGGCGGCGGCAAGCAGCGCUGGAGGACGGCGCCGAGCCCUCCGGUGCGCGUCGGCACGGCGCCCUCCCGGCACUGGGCGGUCACCCGAGGAGGAGUCGCCCACUUCUUGAUCCCUCAGAGGGCCGAGUACGACGUCAUCGCCUCGUUCGACAUGGCGACGGAGGAGUGGCGGCCGGCGCUCCUCCAGUGCCCGCUCUCCUCCGACAAGCGCAACUGCUGCAGCGACAGCCUGAGCCUGGUGGAGCUCAACGGAUGCCUGGUGUUUGUGCACCAUGACUACCUGUCCUUCUCCUUGGACAUGUGGGUGCUCACGGACCUGGACAGGGGGACAUGGCUGAGGGUGGAGUCUCUUCCUCUAGGGAAGGUUCUCCGUGGCGGAGAAACCAUGGCGAAGCCACUGAUGGUGCUGGAUGAUGGACGCAUUGCGUUCUGGGUGCGAGGACCGAACAGCGUGGUGCGAGUGUAUAAUCCACGGACUGGCGGUUGUGAGGAGGUGGUGAAUUUCGGAAAGUUGUGUAGCGUUGUUGGGUUGUACAGGGGAAGCCUCUUGGGGGUCAAGUAG